Messenger RNA from Exophiala bonariae, 1092 nucleotides. RefSeq lists its product as uncharacterized. The transcript has a single exon. NCBI's taxonomy places the organism in Eukaryota, Fungi, Ascomycota, Eurotiomycetes, Chaetothyriales, Herpotrichiellaceae. The coding region runs from base 1 to 1092 and encodes 363 amino acids. Gene Ontology annotation, molecular function: mRNA 3'-UTR AU-rich region binding. The record is from RefSeq and is a predicted model, not a curated record. Gene Ontology annotation, cellular component: cytoplasmic exosome (RNase complex); nuclear exosome (RNase complex). Gene Ontology annotation, biological process: U1 snRNA 3'-end processing; U5 snRNA 3'-end processing; nuclear polyadenylation-dependent rRNA catabolic process.
AUGCCCUCCCUCGCGGGCGCCCUUCCAUUCUCACCCGCCGAACUCGCAUACCUCCACACAUCUCUAUCCUCGAUCCCACCACUGCGACCAGACGCGCGCCAACUGUCCACGGAUUUCCGCCCUCUGCGCGCUGAGACCAGCAUCCUACCGUCUGUCAACGGCAGUGCCCACGUCGGCUUCAGCGACGGCAGAGAGGCCAUAGUCGGCGUGAAGCUCGAAGUCGAGAAGACAACCGGCGUGCAGCGAGCACCGGAGAAAGAUGACGAUGCCAUGGAUGUGGAGGUGGAGAGCGGAGCGCAGAAGAAACCCGGAAAAGGAGUCGCUGAGUGGGUGACCCUCACACUGACGCUUCCUGGUCUGCGGGACGACGACACCAGCCUGAUAUUCCUGGAGGAGAUGCUCCGCGAACCACUCGUUGUGGCGUCUACCGCGCAGAGCACCGACCAGACAGGACACCAAACGCCGACUCUACUCAACAAGCUCGUCAUCAAUUCACGCUGGCACUGGCACAUCUACAUCGACGUGCUCCUGAUCUCCCCAAACGGCCUGGCUAGCUAUCCGCUUCCCUUACUGAGCAUGGCGACGCAUCUGGCACUGCGGGACACCAGAAUCCCAAAGCUGAAGAGCGAGGGAGAGGAAGAUCCGAUCGCCGACGACGACUGGAUGGCCAGUACGUACCUGUAUCCGCGUGGCGGCGACGCAGUCCAAGGGGUCCGUCCUCCCGUCACGCUGCUGGUCGUGGUCGUCGGCGAAAGCGUCAUCUUCGAUCCGAGCAGAGAAGAACUCGCCGUCGCUGACGGUGUCGUUGCCGUCAGCGUCGGGAGCAGUGGUGCAGGCGCUGAAGAUUUGAAGAUUCUCGCUCUCCGCAUGAUCGAUACACCGGCGAGAGAUACCAUGAAGGGUGUGCCUCAGUCGGGUGAAGCUCCAGAGGGCGUUGAUGUCCCCGGUGUCUGGAAACCUAGGCUGGGUGGUAUCAAGCGGAAUGUUCUCAAAACUGUCGUCAAAGCUGUCUUUGCUGGGGGUGUCGCUCGUGAUGUUCUGACGGGCCUCGAUGGCUUUUUGAGUGCUGAGCCUGUUGAAGGCGCUGGUUGA